Messenger RNA from Amoebophrya sp. A120, 7742 nucleotides. Lineage: Eukaryota; Dinophyceae; Syndiniales; Amoebophryaceae. The record is from the annotation of a GenBank genome assembly.
CACUCGACUGGCUGAAUUUCCCCGUUGUCACGGUUUCGAAACAAGAAGCGGCGAACGCAAACGGGGAAAAAACGCGGGCCGCGAGCGGGAACAUUGUCGAGGGGGAUAUGCUUUUACUGUUGAACGGGGAACUAUGGAAGCGUCAGGAUUGAAAUCGUCAAAGUUGAAAUAAUUUGUAAUGCAUAAAAAGCGACGCAAAAAGUGACUCUAUUGCAGAGGACCCACGGGAGGCAGAUUGUAGUCCUGGUAAGGGUCAAAAGUUGGACUGCUAACUACCAUGACAGAAGGCAGCUCUUUUGCCCUAAACCGCAUGACAGACUCGCUUUCAGGACAGGGAAAAUCUGUCAUGCGCCGACUACAAACUGUAGGUCUAACGUGUAUGCGUUUUAUGCAUGACAAAUUAUUUCAACUUUGUCGAUUUCAACUCUGACACAUCCAUAGGAACGAGUGACGACCAUUGCGCAGCAGUCCUCCACGACUUUCCCAGACCCGAACGAGGCGGUGUUAAGUUUGGUCCGGAAGCUACGUAUUGCAAAAGUAUCGUACUAGUAGAAAUCGCAUUACAAAUUCGGCCAGCAUGACAAAUGGAAUCUGUAAUUCGGGUUUAACUUGACAAAAAAAUUUGUAAUGCAUAAAUGCGAUUGCUACGAGUACGAUACUUUUGCACAGGAUAGAAGCAGGUAGUCGAAAAGCAGAAGAAGGCCCAGUUCAUCUUUUUCCGGAAGAAGUACCAAUCUACUUUGAUCCAAUUGCAAGUGACGGAGGAGGACGCGAAAAAUUUUACCACUUGGGGUAUCACUGUCUCUGAAAAGGCGAAAGUGACGGAAAUUGAGGAAGGGAUAGAGGAGGAGACCUCUUUUGCGAAGUCCAACAGUUUGCAAGUGAACGAUCAACUGAUCAUUAUCGACUCCGAUUUUGUCUUCGCGAAACCGGACAAGAUGCAGGCGUAUCUGGACAAGAAUAACGGAGAGCCUGGCUCGGUCAUGAAGGCGGGCACGCAAAUUUUGGUGAAAAGACUGCCGCCAGGGUUUCCGGAAGCGUUGAGAAUACGGGAGGCAAAUGUGGAGCGGGCGUUGUCGAGUAAGUGGCAGAAGUGGGUCAACGAGAAAGCCGCGUCGAGUGGCGGACAAGUUCAGCUGCCGGGUGCUGCUGCUGCUACGACGGUUGCAGCUGAUGCUCAGGAAAAAGAGCCGGCACCGGCACAGUCGAUGACAAAGUCAAUGUUGGUGGGAGGAGUCUCCAUGAAGGGAGGGGAGGAGUCGAUGACAAAGUCAACGAAGGAGAAGUCUCCAUUUGCGUCCAUGGCCGAGCCAGCGCCGUCGAUGACGAAGUCGAUGUUGAUGGAAAAGGAAAAAUCUCCGUUCGCCUCAAUGGCCAAAGCGAAGGAAAUUAUGAAAAAGGAAGAAGAAAAGCCAAAGCCAGGUGUGCCUGCUGCAGGAGCGGAAAAUACAGCUGAGAGGACAGCAGUAGCUCCAGCUGCUGCUGCCUCGUCACCUGGAGCUCCUGCCGCUUCAUCCUCCGGUCAUCUCUCUCGUCGUGUGAAAGACACGUCUUCCCCACCUACGACCCAAUUCCUGUACGGGAUUCUCGCUGCGAGUCUGUCCGGGAGCCAGUACGCAGACUUCGGGAUUUCCGGCUGGCAGCAGUCGUCGAUCGACGAAACUGUUUUGGACGACACAAAUUUGACUGCGGAUGAGAAAAUGAUGAAGCUGUUCGGCGUCCACCUGGACUGGAUCGAUUUCCCCAUCGUGACCGUUUCGAAAAUGCAGGAGAAAAACGAGAAUGGCGAGCCAACUCGAGCGGCGAGCGGGAAAAUUGCGGAGGGGGAUUUGUUGUUACUGAUCAACGGAGAACGGGUCACGACCGUCGCGCAACUGGAGAAGCCGGCGGACGGGAGCCCCCCGCCGGCACAUCCGAACGACGCGGUGUUGGCCAUGAUAAAGAAACAGAUCGUGACCAAGCAAAAGAAGGCACAACUCUUGUUUUUCCGAAAAAAAUACCAAGACACGUGGUUUCAGUUCCAGGUGACCGACGAGGACAAAAAGAACCACGCGCACUGGGGCUUUCUCGCCGCGAACGGGAAGGUGAGUGAGAUUUUGAACGCACCGACGGAGAACAAGAAGCACAAUGACCCGGAGCACCCCUACCAUUCUUGGGCCGCGAAGAACAAACUCGAGGUGAAUGACAAGAUCCUCUUCGUCGACGCCGACUUCAUAUUGAAAAAGCCGGAGAAAUUGGACCAACUGCUGCUGGAUCACCACCAGAACCCGGAGUACGACUUGCCCAUGAAGCACAAAGCCGGGACGCAGGUCUUGGCCUUUCGGAAGCCACCCGGGUUCCCGGCUGCGCUCCGGGUCAGGGAAAGCGACGUGGAGCGGAAAUUCGGGCGGAGGUGGGAAAAAGCGGUCGGGCGGGUGGAAAGCGACACAGUACAACAUCAGCACAAGGAAGCCGUCAGCCCGGCGAGCGCUUCCGCUGUAGUGAAACCGGAGCCAGAAUCCAUGAAGUCGUCUACAGCAAAGACUUCUGCGGGUGAAAGUGCUGCGGCAGAGCCAGAAGUAAAAGCGGCCGCCAAGACGAGCGAGGCUGUAGAGAGAAAAGACGGAGACCAAGGAAAAGCUCCUUCCACAACGGCCACAAUGAAGGCGGAGCUUGAAGAGGAGCCAGACGACGCUUUUUCCCUCCUCGCGAAAGACAAAGAAAAACUUUCAACCACCUAUACUGGGUUGAAGUUGAAGGAAAAGCAAACCCCAACCCCGAUCUUUCACUACGGUCUACUUGCGGCGAGUCUGUCGAGCAAACAGUACGGGGAGUACGGUUUCACGGGUUGGGACCAGAAGACGAUUGACGAAAAAGUUUUGAGCGACGACAGCCUGUCCACAGAGGAUAAAAUGUUCAGGCUGUUCGGCCUGACCCUGGACUGGUCCGGUUUUCCCAUUGUCCGCGUGAAGAAGCUGGAUUCCGCGAACAAAACCGCGAGGGCGGUGAACGCGGGGGUGGAUCUCGGUGCGAUGUUGCUGCUCGUGAACGGGGAGAGAAUCACUACAAUCGCACAGCAGGUGAAGGAGUACCCGAAGUCGCCGGACCAAGCCAUUCUCGGACUCUGCCAAAAACGGUUUGAAGCCGGGAAGCGGAUGGCGUUUUUGUUCUUGCGGAAAAGGUAUCAGGGGACGUUGGUACAGCUCCCGGCUGUAGUGGACGAGAAGGCGGAAGUGAUGAAGAUCAAGUUCGGAUGCAGUAUCGACGAAAAAACGAUGGAGAUCAAAGACCUCGAGGGCAAGCCGAAAACAUUCGCGAGCGUGUACAAAUUGGAGAAAACGGACACGAUUUUGUUUAUCGACCAGGAUUUUCUCCUCGCGUCGCCGGCGAAAUUGGAGAAGUACUUGACUGGUGGGUUGAAAAAGGGAUCGCAGGUUUUGGUAUGUAGAAAGAAAAAGCCGCCGAAGGUGGAGGGCGGGAACUACCUUGGAUUUUCGCCUCACUUGAAGAAGUAUUUCGAAGCGAAUGUGAAGAGACCCAUUGGGUCCGAGCUGUGGGAAAAGUUCGCACUGGAGUCCGGCGUCAUUUCUGAAAGUCGUCCCGAAGGAGAUGCAGCAGCAUCGAGAGCAGUGGCCGCCAAAACAGAUCUUCCGGAGAAGAAAAAAGAACCUAUGGAUGAAAGAUCAAUAAAAAAGGAGGAGGACACGCCGCCCAGAGCUUCUGCUGCGAAAAAAACUUCCGAGGACGCGAGUCAGAAGAAGCAAGACGGCGCUGCUAGUACGACGGAAAAUCAACAAGCCGCCACUUGUGCCGCAAUAGUCACCGCGAGACGACAGGGUCGACAAACUGGCGUCGCUCUCAGCAAAACUCCGGACACGAGUGAGCAAGACCGCCACCUCUUUCUGCAACAGCAAAUGGCGUUACGAAAGGCGGCGAAAGCCAAACGCUUAUCCUCCCGUCUGAUCGAUUCGGAAUCCGCGGAAGCUUUUGAGCGGAGGCGGAAGCGACAGCGGAGGUUGCAGCGGAUGUUUUUGGAACAACACGAAGUUCAGAAUAGCGAAUCUCUCGGGACCAAAUUCCUCGCUGGGUUGAGUUCUCUCUUCGGAGUAGGAGAGACUGAGCACCAGCAACAGCCUACAUUCAAGACAUUAGAGCAAGCGAAGGCACUUGCCAAAUCCAAAGACAAAGCAGAACGGCACAAACACCACACCCAUCUGCAGUUCGGGCAGAACCAAGAAUCCAGGGACCCCCUGGUGUUGGACGACAAGGGCUUCAUCCUGGAACCUCCCGCCGGAAACCCGGAGCCGGUGCGCGUGUUGCCGCAUUUGCUUUCCGAGGAGAUGGCGUAUUUGAAAAUCGUGCUCGAGUGGAUUGAAUUGAUCAAACAAACCACGAUAAAACCCAGUAGCACUUUCAGCUUCAACGUCGGAGGAUCUUCAUCCGCGACGGCUUCAUCCCUCAGCGACUACACGAUCCCAAGACCCACCGCAGCGACCAUGCUGGCGAAUUUUGGCAGCUCCCUUCUGAACACCAUCACGGGGCGCGAGGAUUUGUCGCAGCACGAGGGUGUCAGUGCGAAAUUCCUCGAGUUGGAGAAGAUGAGCGACGUCGCGCUUGAAAAAAGAUUGCAGCGAAAUGUGGAGGAGAAUGCAGAUUUGGUUGGGGACACAGGAAGAGGUCAAAAUGCAGAAGAUAAUCGGUUCGAUGGUGUCACAACUUCUUCAUCCACGUUCUCCACAAACUUUGCACUUUUGCAGAAGAAGUUUUUCCCUGAGUACGUGGAGUACACUAAGCGCAUCGCGAUGCAGAAGUACUUGCGGCUGGCGAAGAUCCGCACCCAGUAUUUGUCCACCCUCUCCUACACCUGUCGCAACACGAUUUCCCACGAAUUUGCGCUCGAUGUUGAAGUUCAUUUUCCGGAAACUGCGGAACUGGUGGAGAUACAAACGCGGAAAAGGGUUUUGUCCGCAUUGAAACUGAUGGAAAUCGAGUCCCACAACAGCCACUUGGCAACAGAAUCUGCGCACCAGGCUGCAGUUGCACACGAAGAAGUUGCAGUCGACAAUGAAGAUGAAAAUGGCGGAGAAGCAGGUGGAAAAGCCAAGCCCACCAUCACGGCGUUUGCGAUCGGCCUGCAAUUGACCCGGAUCAACGAAAAGGGAGAGCUAAUCGACCCGGUGCAGCGCCGGCGUAGAUUCGUGAAGAAGCGGUGGAAGAAAGCGUUUAAGAAGGUGGUCCUUCUACUGAAAGUCACCACCCAGUUCCGUUCCCUGAUCCCAGUGUAUGGUAAGCGCUCAACUGCUUUCCGGGUGAAGCAGCUGAGUCAGUUUCUGAUGAAGAGCAGAGGUUUCAUCGAGGAUUUCUCCAUGGGAGCAGGGACAUCAACAACAAUGCAGAACAACUAUCAAAGGCAUCAACUUCGCGACGAGCGGCAGAUGGCGAAAGCGAGGCUGUUCGCCAUUCGGGAUUUUUUAGAACCAUCCGUUGCCGUCGACGCGGAAAGACCACAAGAGGCAGCGCUGUUGUUUCCUGGCGACAGCAACAAACCGCAAACCGUCCGAGAAACAGCAGCAGAAACGAGGCGGAAAAUCGCGUUUAAGCAGGGCCGGGGGCUGAUUGAGCUGCGGCAGCUGGUACCACUGGUACCCUGGGACGAUUCUAUGGUCGCAGGGAAAACCAAACAAGAACCGAAGAAAUUGUCCGGCCGACCGGUGAAGAAGCGAGAUAGCAAUGCUGCAAAGGAACAGCUUUCCGCUUUCACUUACGCGACUUUGUGGGAAGAAAGCACAUCGGUAACUACAAGCGCAGGAUCUACUUCUCGAGCUGGCGCGACGUCUCAGCAGCAGUUUAAAAACCACAUAGCCUUGCUUCAACCUGGGCAGUUAGCGUACAAAGAGUUGGCCUACAUCUUGCACGACCCGAGUUUGAAUUCCUUAAUUCUCCCGGUGAAAGCGCAAGUUGCGAAAACGGAGCUGCAAACUGCUUUGUUGGGUCCUGCUGGUGCUGCUCAAAAUGGAGAAGACAGUCCCGAUCUUAUCGACAAUCUGUCAAAUAACAACUACACCAAUCACCCCUACCGGAGACGCUUUCAGCAGAACAUGCAGAAAAACCAGAAUUUGCAGGCCCUCCAGCAGGCGGCGAAGUAUCCAAGAAAAAAACUGUGUAACUGUAACUUCGCAGCAAGAACAGCAUCACAAAUUCGUUUUGCAUUACAGGCAAAACCUGUCAUGUGCAGCUAGUACAUGGAAACACGUAUGAAAGUUGCCUAUCACGUACAUCCAGCAUAACAAGCGUAUACGGUUUUGCAUUUCCUGCAUCACAGACUUACACUUACACAGUUUUUUUCUUGCAUACGAAGCUGGAGGUUUUGAAUAUCAAGGAGGAGAACAAAUUUCUAGAAAAGGUCCUCCACAUAUGGGAGUGUCAGGUUUGAAAUCGACAAAGUUGAAAUAAUUUGUCAUGCAUAAAAUGGAUGCCAGUUAGACCUGCAGUCUGUAGUCGGUGCAUGACAAAUUUUCCCGGUCCUGGAAGCCAGUCUGUCAUGCGGUUUAGGGCAAAAGAGCUGCCUUCUGUCAUGCUAGUCAGCAGCCCAACUUUUGACCCUUACCAGGACUAUCAUCUGCCUCCCUUGCGUCCUCUGCAAUAGAGUCACUUUUUGUAUCGCAUUUUAUGCAUUACAAGUUAUUUCAACUUUGUCGAUUUCAACUCUGACACAUCCAUACCACAGAGACCGAACGGAACUGCUGCUCGGCUGCACGAACGCGGAUUUCGGCGGGGGAGCUGCAUCCGGUUUGUCAGCACCUGUUCCGAGGAUGAUUUUACACGGAAAUAAUCCCAACAACGCGGAAAUCUGGGGUAGCAACAACCCCUGGGUUUUGCAGCCGGUUUCCGCGGGAAGAAAGUUGUCUCGGUCGCCGAGCCCAAUCGACUUUCAAACCCGGAACCGGCGCGGCAGCCGGAGUCCGUCGAACCACUUCGGGAGCAGAAGUCGGAGUCCUCCCGGCUUGGUCAGGUCGCCCAGAAUAAAUCACGAUCGGUUGAUCGGUAGUCGGAGUCGGUCGCCGAAUUUGAUGCUGUCCUCUCGGCGUGGUCAAGUCCUGGAGCACGUCCCAGACGAUGUGUUGAUUCCGCAGUUGAGUCGCGGGAAUUCGCCAUCCCCAGUGAUCGGGCGGAGCAGGAGCGUCAGUCGCGGCGGCAGAAGUGCGUCGGCAGGUAAGCGAGUUCGGUUUAACCCGAGUGACGCUGCAGUCGAGCCGGACAAACUGCGGAUUACGGUAAAGCAACCGACGGGGGAGAGAUUCAACGAAAGAGCUUUUUUGAGGCACUUGCGGAAAAGCGCUCGAGGAGAAGCGGGGCCGGAUGGAGAGGUUUUGUUUCACAAUGUAAGAAGGAUCUAGGGAAGGAGGAGGGACGCGGAUUUGAGGGACGCGGAUUUUUUUUCAACAUGGAAAUCAGACUGAAAAUCUAUUCCAAGAAGAACUUUCAUAUUACUACUCAACAACAAGAAAGACGUUUCGAGUUUUUACGUUUCGUCCGGCUGACAAGUCACGUUUCGAAUUAUUUCCACUAUUGUUGCAGAUGCAUAUGCAUUGAGCAAAUGCAAGGUCAACAAGAUGACACCAGAUUCAAUAGGUUUCUGUUGCAAGAACGCAUGGCGAAUCGUCCGCGGAGGUAAAAACAAACAAAAAAAUGAAUUACAGCCAGCCUACAACUUGAAUUUGAAUUUGUUGUCGGUUCCAACGAAGGAACCUGCACCCCCUGGC